Phacochoerus africanus (Common warthog) is the source of this 1770-nucleotide messenger RNA. It is a transcript of the gene ACAD8, whose product is annotated as acyl-CoA dehydrogenase family member 8. Lineage: Eukaryota; Metazoa; Chordata; Mammalia; Artiodactyla; Suidae. The transcript is spliced from 11 exons. Gene Ontology annotation, biological process: lipid metabolic process. Gene Ontology annotation, molecular function: flavin adenine dinucleotide binding; acyl-CoA dehydrogenase activity. Bases 141 to 1388 code for a protein of 415 amino acids. The record is from RefSeq and is a predicted model, not a curated record.
GGAGUUGUAGUCCCGGCUUCUCGUUCUGAGGCGUGAGGCCGCACGCAGGGUCAGACUUGCACCUCGGCUCCCACUGUGCUACGCGGCCCAGCUCUUGAUUGUCAGACUUCUGCAAAAGCCAAGUGGAGCAGGUAGCGGUUAUGCUGCGGGGCUGCUGCCAUCGUGUCUGGACACGUCUGUGCGACCUGCGCCGCGGGCUCUGGGCCCCCGCCAAGAACGGCCGGCGUAGCGUGGUCUCCUGCAUUGAUCCAUCCACGGGACUAAAUGAAGAGCAGAAAGAAUUUCAGAGAGUGGCCUUCAGCUUUGCUGCCCAGGAGAUGAUGCCAAACAUGGCAGAGUGGGACCAGAAGGAGCUGUUCCCAGUGGAUAUGAUGCGGAAGGCGGCCAGACUGGGCUUUGGGGGGGUUUAUGUGCGAACGGAUGUAGGAGGGUCUGGAUUGUCACGGCUCGAUACAUCUGUGAUCUUUGAAGCCUUGGCCACAGGCUGCACCAGCACCACAGCCUAUAUGAGCAUCCACAACAUGUGUGUCUGGAUAAUCGAUGCCUUUGGAAAUGAGGAGCAGAGGCACAGGUUUUGCCCACCACUCUGUACCAUGGAGAAGUUUGCUUCCUACUGUCUUACUGAACCAGGGAGUGGGAGUGAUGCUGCCUCCCUCUUGACCUCUGCUGAGCGGCAAGGAGAUCACUACAUCCUCAAUGGCUCCAAGGCCUUCAUCAGUGGUGGCGGCGAAGCAGACAUCUAUGUAGUCAUGUGCCGAACUGGAGGACCUGGCCAUAAAGGCAUCUCAUGUGUAGUUGUUGAAAAGGGGACCCCUGGCCUAAGCUUUGGAAAGAAGGAGAAAAAGGUGGGGUGGAACUCACAGCCAACCAGAGCGGUGAUCUUUGAAGACUGUGCUGUCCCCGUGGCCAACAGAAUCGGGGACGAGGGCCAGGGAUUUCUCAUUGCCAUGAGAGGACUGAACGGAGGGAGGAUCAAUGUCGCGUCCUGCUCCCUGGGUGCUGCCCAUGCUUCAAUCAUCCUCACUCGAGACCACCUCAAGGUCCGGAAGCAGUUUGGAGAGCCCCUGGCCAGUAACCAGUACCUGCAGUUCAAACUGGCUGAUAUGGCGACCAAGCUGGUAGCCUCAAGGCUGAUGAUCCGCAGUGCGGCCGUGGCUCUGCAGGAGGAGCGGGAGGAUGCAGUGGCCCUGUGCUCCAUGGCCAAGCUCUUUGCUACGGAUGAAUGCUUUGAGAUCUGCAAUCAGGCUCUGCAGUUGCACGGGGGCUAUGGCUACCUAAAGGACUACGCGGUCCAGCAGUAUGUACGGGACUCCAGGGUCCACCAGAUCCUUGAAGGCAGCAACGAGGUGAUGCGGAUGCUGAUCUCGAAAAGCCUGCUUCAGGAAUAGUGCCCACCCUGAGGCCCUCGUGGGUCAGGGUUGAGUGGCUCCACGUGGAUGGUGCUGUGACAAGUGAGUCAUGGACUUCCCCAAAGGGCUGAGCUUUUCUAGAGGACCCUUCACAGCAGUCAUCUGGAAAGCAGGAAGAGCUCCCCUGGUUGGAAAUAGCACAAGACGACAUACUGCCUUGUUUUCCUGAUGCAGAAGGAUGACCUUUUGAACCCUGACCACCACAGCCCUUUCCCUGGAUCCGCCAAGUCUCGAUUUGUCUGCAUUUUGCUGGUUCACCAGGUCCCUCUUCUGGGAGUCUGGGUACUUCCGUUGAAUAUUUUUCCUGAUUGUAAAGCAAAGGUGUGGGAAACGAGAAAUGAAGAGAAAAUGUCUCCCUGUC